AUAUAUAUAUAUAUAAAAUGAAAUCAAUCAAGUUGGGCGGGUAGGGGAUCCCUCCCUACGAAGCUGGGGAAGAACACGGAAGUACCCCACACCAUAAGCUACGGUGCACACGCAGGGGAAAAGAGAAUCUCAUCUCCUUUCAUUCCUAGUUGGCUACGGAUUUUUGGCAUAUAAAUAGGGUUCUCUUCUUCGUCUUUGUAUACUUUUCUCUUCUCUUGCUCACACACUCCCCACUUUCCCACGUUCAUUAUACAACAAACAAACAAAUUUUACUACUAUUCAAAUUCCUUUUAGCUAGCUUUCCAUAUUAUAUAGUACUACACAAUCAUAUAUACAUCCAACAUUGUAUUCUCUUUUUGGUUAGUGAUUCAUUAAGGUUUCUUAAUAUUCCACAAGGAUUCUGUUCCUCUGUAAAUUCCUUUCUGCCACAAAAAGAAGAACAAAAUCCCCCGAUUAUUUUGUUUUCCACAUCCUACAGUUAUGGUACGUCCUUUUUGUCUCUUGAUUUCUCCUUUACAAUCUGAUGAAAAGGAGGAUUGACUUUUGGUAACUUUUUGUUUUAUGUUUUUGCAGGCAACUGAAAUCGACAACGUCAAAUAUGAAGAGGUAAAGAAGAAAAAGAUUUAAUUUUUUUUUUCUUCUGAUUUGAUUUUGUUGAUUUGUUUAAGGAUUUAAAUGGAGGAUGCAUGAAGCAUCUAAUGGGUUUUUGUUUAUGGGUCGAUUUUUUUUUUUGUUUUUGGAUGUAACAGGAAUUUAUUCUAAAUGGUAAAGGAUUGAAGCUUUUUACUUGUAGAUGGCUCCCAACAAAUUGUGACCCGAAAGCUCUGAUUUUCUUGUGCCAUGGUUAUGCCAUGGAGUGCAGCGUCUCCAUGAAAGGUAAUUUCAUCCGAACUCCAUCCAAACUCCAUGAUAUAUGAACCAUCGAGAUUCAGGACAUUUUUUUUCUCUUUCUUUCUCCACAACAGAUGCUGCAAUGAGGCUUGCAAAAGCAGGAUUUGCUGUUCAUGGGAUUGAUUAUAUUGGACAUGGAAAGUCAUCUGGUCUCCCUGGUUACAUAACUAGCUUUGAUGAUCUCGUCGAUGAUUGCUCUGAUCAUUUCACUAAUAUCAGCGGUAUGAAUUUUACCCAAAAUCAUAUCUUUUCUUUCUCUGUUUCCUCUGUUUCAUCCGCAAUUCAGUGAUUCAGUCAAAUGUUGAUUCAAAAACAAAUUAAUGAUGGUAUUUUUUCCAUGAUUGUCAAACUUGCAGAGAAGAAAGAAAACAGGAAGAAGAUGAGAAUACUGCUGGGAGAAUCCAUGGGAGGAGCAGUGGUACUGCUGUUACACAGGAAGAAACCAGAGUUUUGGGAUGGUGCUGUUCUCAUGGCUCCUAUGUGCAAGAUUGCCGACGAAAUGAAGCCAUCUCCAUUGGUCACCAAUGUUUUGACGAAACUAUGCAACUUCAUCCCAACAUGGAGGAUUAUACCAACCGAAGAUGUUAUUGAUUCAGCAUUUCGGCUUCCUCAUAUUAGAGAAGAGAUUAGAACAAAUCCAUUGUGCUACAAAGGACGGCCACGCCUCAAAACUGGCUAUUAUCUAUUGACAGUCAGCAUGGACUUGGAACAAAGACUGCAAGAGGUGUCCCUACCAUUUAUUGUUGUUCACGGUGAAGAGGAUAAAGUCGUCGAUCCAUCUGUUAGCAAGCUGUUGUUUGAGAAAGCGUCCAGCACUGACAAGUCGAUCAAGUUGUACCCAGGAAUGUGGCAUUCUCUUACCUACGGGGAGUUGCCAGAGAACAUAGACAUUGUGUUUACAGAUAUCAUCAACUGGUUAGAUGAAAGAACAGUCGCAGGCAACUCGCGGCUGGAAACCGAACGAAAACAUGAACAUGACAAGUUAUACGAUGAAACCAGCAAGUGAAGCUUGCAGGAUUUAUGAAAACGCAUUUAGGUGUAGCAGCAGUUAUAUCUUGUAAAAAAGCUUGUGUACUUCAAAUCAUUUAUUUUUCUAAAGAGGAAUAAAAGCAUUUCUAUCAUCUUUCCAAGUGACCUAUAUGCAAUCAAAAACAAUCAUUAAAAGAAACUACAAUUAGUUUAUAUUUGCCAAAAAGAUGUAAACUUGACGGAGCCAGCGACAAGGGAUAGAGAAAUGAACUCGUCUACAUAGGGAACACCUGUUCAGCUUUUAUUCACCUAAUGGACCCCUGACAAUGUACUCUAAUAUCCUUCCAUCCCAAAUUCAAACACGAGACAGCAGUAGUAGCUCAAUCAUAGACUGUAGCUUCUGCAAGUUGGAUCUACAUUAUACCAGCAGCUAAUGCUCAUGCACCCCAUUCACAUGGAAAAAUCCUAAUAGGCUAAAAGAAUGCUCACUGAAGGUAAAAGAGGUUCGCCUACUGAAUGAGGAGGCCUGUUUGGGAAUGUUGAUUCUAAGUAUCAAGGAAGCAUAGUAUUAAGUUCAGGUAUGCUAAUCAACUGAUGGCCCUCAUUUCCAUUGACAUGACCAAUAAUAUACGGUACAAAAUCAGAUACCAACGAUAACAACACAUAAACUGGAAAGCAGGCGACGAAAUGUGGUGCAUUGAGCUGACAACCACGAACCUUGGCUCGAGUAUGAUCGUUUGUAGUGCACUUUUACGUCCUUUGAUCGAUAAACUAUAACCAGUCUUGUGCAUCAAAUCAUCUGCUAUCUGGCUCUGGAAGUAUAAUAAGACCCCCCCCCCCAAAAAAAAAAAGAACUGAUGUCGAAUUCUGUCUAUGCCCGAUUGCUCUCAUCCUUACAAAGAAUUGUACCCCGAAAUGGAUCAACUUUAGUUUCUCGGACAUGUUUAAAUCUGCAGGUUUCAGAAGUAUCACUUCAAUAUGCCAUCCAAUAGCUCCGUACCUUUUAGUAUGGACUUUGAAUGUCUGCUCAGCUUUAUAAGCCCUCUAAACUUUCCCCUCAAAUAUAUUGGUAAUCUUCAUCUUUCAUUACCUUGGUCAAUUUUCUUAGCUUUGUUUUUAUCUGUUCGAUAUGCGGAUGUGACAAGUCCCCAGCAACAAACACAUGAACUCGGCUCUUGAGCUCAAUCCAACUACAACCUGGCUCCUUAUUGACCCCUCUUAAAUUCAUCGACCUCCUAACACGUUCAACAUCAUUUAGUCUUCCUAAAGCUGAAUAAAUACUCGACAACAAGACAUACGUGGAUGAUUCUGGAGAACCCAACUCCACUAGUUUUUCUCCUGCAUACGCUCCCAACUCAUAGUUUCUAUGAUUUCGGCAAGCACUUAAUAAGAUACGCCACAAUGAUAGUCCAUGAUCAAUAGUUGCUGACUCAAUAAAUUCUUUUGCCUCAUAAAGCUUUCCAGCACGACCUAAGAGAUCAACCAUGCAAGCAUAGUGAUCUACCUUGGGGGGUAAUCCAUAUUCAUCAGACAUCAUUCGAAAAUAUUCCCAACCUUUCUCCACUAAACCCAUGUGGCUACAAGCUGAAAGAACAUUGAUAAAAGUGACAUAGUCUGGCUUGGUAGAAUCCGUUCGCAUAUCUUCAAACAGUUCAAGGGCUUCAACACCCUGCCCAUUAUGUGAAAGACCAGAAAUCAUUGCAUUCCAUGAAAUGACAUCUCUAGAAGGCAUUCUCCAAAAGACAUUAUUCCCAUCGUCAAGACUCCCACAUUUAGCAUACAUAGUGGCAAGAGCACUUCCAAUGGGAGCUUCAAGACUAAAUCCAUACUUGAUCGUGUGGGCAUGUAUCUGCUUUCCUUGCUCCAGACAAGCAAGACUAGAACAAGCUUUUAACACACUGGCUACAGUCAACUCAUUGGGCGCCAUAAACUCCAUUUGCAUUUUACAGUACAAGCUCAUAGCACUUUCAAAAUCCCCAUUCUGAACAUAACCACCAAUCAUGGAAGUCCACAACACAAGAUCAGGCUCUUGCAAAUGGCUGAACCCUUUUUGAGCAUCACAUACGUUACCACACUUAGCAUACAUGUCUACCAAAGCUGUCAUGACAAACAUAUGAGCCUCAUAACCCAGCUUCAACAAAUAACCAUGCACUUGCUUCCCUGGGAGAGCAGCCUCGAUAUCACUGCAUGCAUUGAGCACACCUACAAGCGUGUAUUCACUCGGCACAAUCCCAUAGGAAUGCAUAUUUGAGAACAAGCUCAGUGCUUUUUCGCCAUUUCCAGUUUGAGCAUAACCAGUGACCAUUGCAGACCACGUAAUUGAAUUCUUAUCGUUUGACAGUUCAAAAACCUUGACAGCAUCAUCCAAAUUCCCGCACUUGGCAUACAUUGUAACAACAGCAUUGCCAACUGAAAUGACUGAGAGAAAAUUCAUCUUAAAAGCCAAACAAUGUAUUUGCUUCCCUACGUCAAUAAAUUCCGGUAGUGCUAUGGCGCUAAAAACGCUAGUCAACACAAACUCAUUCACGUCCUCCUCCCCCUCAUCAAGCAUUAGCCUAAAUAACCCACAUGCGUCCUUAACACGCCUUUGCGUAGCAUAACCAGAAAUCAUCGUAGCCCACGAAACCGAAUUCCUUUCAGGCAUUUCAUCGAACAGUUGGCGGCCCUCAUCCACCAGGCCCAUCUUGCAAUACAUGUUGAGAAGAGAACUAUUCACGAACACGUCGGAAGAAUCAGCUGUUUUAACAACAAGAACAUGCGCCUGUCUCCCCACGGACGGGUCCUCAAGAGCGGACAAUGCAGCGAAAAUUCCUGAGAAGGUGUGGGAGUUGGGCAGGAAGUUGGAUUGCCUCAUCUGCUUGAACAGCUUGGCAACCGAAAGAGAGGAGUCUAGUGUGCCCAAUUGAGAGAACCCAUUGAUGAGGCAAUUCCAGGAAACGACGUCCUUGUCCUGAAUCUCUUGAAACACAAGACGGGCUUCGUGCAGACGAUGGCAUUUCGAGUAGAGAUUGACAAGAUUGUUGGAGAGGAAAGUGGAGGAGAAGAGGCCGGUUUUGAUGAGAUGGGCGUGAAGGGAUUGGCCUUUUGGAAGGUUUCUUUGCUGAGUAUGGUUGAGGAGUUUGCUGAAGAUGGUGCGGCUUUGUGCUGUCAAUGCAAAUCCAUGAUUCAUAAGUGGAAGCCUUGCCGGUUUGCACCAAACAAAGUUUCAAUUGAGAGCAGAAUUUUUAUAAUGAGACCAAAUUUUCUUCAAAUACUAAUAUUGACCUUCAACAUAAAUUUUUACAAAUUAAUUUAUCAUCCGCUCAAUUUUCUUGCCAAAUCUUAAUUUUCU
Messenger RNA from Oldenlandia corymbosa var. corymbosa, 5191 nucleotides. The record is from the annotation of a GenBank genome assembly. NCBI's taxonomy places the organism in Eukaryota, Viridiplantae, Streptophyta, Magnoliopsida, Gentianales, Rubiaceae.